GAUGGCGACAGACUGAAGGCAAAAGUCAGGCGCGGCGGGUGGAGGAGAUGGGCCGACAGGGCCACCGCGCCAGGAUCGCGCUCCGGAGCAGCCAAGCCGUGGCGACGGCUCCCCAGAAGCAGGGCAAGAGGGAGGACGCGCGAGAGUGAGGGCGGGCCGAGGAGAGCAAGGCGGGCGGGCGACCGAGAGCGAGCGACGCCGGCCCGUCGGGGCUGACGAUGGGGAGGGCCGAGCGGUGACGGACGGAGGAGGGUCGCCGCCGGGGAGAAGGCAGGAGGCCGGGCGGCGGGCUGGUGAUGCCGGUGCGGCGCGGAGCGGCCUCGCCUCGCCUGGGCCGGCCAUGGUGAGGGGCAUCGCGGCGGCGCAGCAUCAUGCCCUGCCUGGCGGGAGCCCUUAGCAGCCCCGCGGCAGGAGGCUGGGGGCAUCCGCGGGGGGGGCGGCGACGGCGGCGGCGGCGGCGGCGGAAGAGAGCCGGGCGCCAGGCCAGCGAUGCUGCUGCUGCUGCCCAUCACCGAGCCACCAUGCCGGGGAGGAGGAGGAAGAGGAGGUAGGUGACAUUCUUGGGGAGGGGGGGCGGAGAGGAGCCGAGCCGAGAAAAGCCGCCGCCGCCCGCCGCGCGCGCCCUGCCCCCUCCAGGCCGCCCCCGAAAAAUAUGACCAGCGGCGCUUGGAUGUAUCCACGAGAAGAUGACGCCGCCGCCUUCAAAACCCGCCGCGCGCCCCCGAGCCAGCACGACAAGCCGUGCGCCGACUCCGAGCGGGCCCAGAAAUGGCGACUCUCGCUGGCCUCGCUGCUCUUCUUCACCGUCCUCCUCUCCGACCAUUUGUGGCUCUGCGCCGCCGGGGCCAAGCUCCGGGCCAAGGAGAGGAGCUUAGCCUGGCCGGCGCCCUGGGCGGCCGCUGCCGAGCCGCGCAACCAGAGCGAGGGCGCCGCCUCGACGGCCCACCACUGCCCGGUCAGCCCGCGGCGCCCGGACCUGAGCUCCGCUUGCACCAAACGGCGCCUCCUGCAAGGCCCGCUGGCCGCCUUCCCCGCCGUGCCUCUCAGGCCCGCCGCCGCCGCCGCCUCCCCGCCGAUGGACUUCUUGGAGAAGCACUUUCGGAACUUCAGCCUCGCCUUUUGCGAUACUUACACCGCCUGGGACCUGCUGCUGGGCAUGGCCGGCCCGGAAAGCCUGGACUGCAGCCUGAAGAACCUCCUGGGGGACUUCUUUGCGGCUGCGGCCGGGGCCCAGCGAGGGGAGGCCUGUAGCAGCUGCCUGGAGGCCUAUCAGAGGUUGGACCAACAUGCUCAGGAAAAAUACGAGGAAUUCGAUUUCUUGCUGGAGAAAUACUUGCAAGCAGAAGACUAUUCCGUGCGCUCCUGCCUGAGAGACUGCAAGGCUGUCUACAAGGCUUGGCUGUGCUCUGAGUAUUUCAAUGUGACACAACUACAGUGCCAACACCGGAUUCCAUGCAAGCAAUACUGCCUGGAGGUGCAAACUAGGUGCCCCUUUGUGUUGCCUGACAAUGAUGAACUGAUCUAUGGAGGGUUGCCUGGCUUCAUCUGCACAGGGUUGCUUGAGAAUCAGCUGCCAUACCAGGAAGCAAAGUGCUGUGACGUGCAGUGGGACUCCUGUGAUCACCCACCAGACAGCAACUACAAUGCAUCCACCAAAUCCACGGAGUCAGAGUCAUUCCAUAACCAACGCCAUGACAUCCCCCGUCACCAGCAGCAGCAGCAACAGCAGCAGCAGCAACAGCAGCACUAUAACCUCUACUACCAUCACCACCACCACCACCAUCCACACCCACCUCUGCUGCCAGUCUCCGCAGGGUCUCGUCUCAGCAACAGCAAAAUCAGAUUCUGUGUCCUGGUCCUUAUGCUUCUUCACACCAUGGUGUCCUUCUCGAGUGUGCACAGCAGUGGGGCUGCUGCCAAUGGGGGGCUAAGCUUGGAGGCCCUGCCCACCAUGGAUGAGAGCAUAGCAAGAGACGAGUGACCCACAAGGGAAAGGAAGCCUCCAGGCAGAACGCGCCUGCUGUUUUCUCACCCGGAGGGGGGGGCUCAUGGUGCAUGCUAUCCCUCCAAUGGGAGGCACAGAAUUGGGGGUGAUGCACAUAUACCCACCCCUACAUGGGAUCCCCCCCCAGAGCAGCUCAUCCCAGGGGCUGCCCUGUGAUGAAGAGUCUCUAAAGCGCACAGGGCUGUGGAAAUGGCCUCAGGAAGGGUUCAGUCAGCAACAUGCCUUCAGCAGUCGGCUUUCAGCCUCGUAGAGGCUCAGAGGUAGAAGGAGGCCCCAAAGGAGAGGGUCAGGCUUGGAGAGAAGCAGUCUUCUGAAAAGGGCAAAUGCCCCGAGAUCGCCCUUGGGACGGCUGCUUCUCUUGCUGCCGGGCAUGGCGUGUCUCAUGAUGGGGCAACAACGAUCUCUUCCCCAUAGUGGGUAACUUGCCCAAGGGGCAGCAGCAAUGGCUUGACAGAGAUCCCUUUUUUCCUAUCAUCCUCUCAGCCCCACCCUGCCCUAUAAUCGUGAUGAUGCACUGCCCCCUUUCCGGUUGGAGUUCCCCUCCCCCCUCCAGCAGCAGCUGGUUGCUUCUGAGCAAGCUAGUUCAUGCUCUAGGUCAAACCAGGAUCCACAGUGGCUCCGUCCCUCAGCUUUUGCAACCCGAAUUCUCUUGCUCUCAGAAGGGCUUCAUGGAGGGCAUCAUCCUUGUUCUUUGGGAGAUGUCUUGGAACAUGCCACAAACAGCGGGCUCACCUCUCCUCCUCACCCUAGGUCCUGUCCCUGGUCAGUGCUUCUCUAUCUUUUGGGAUUUAUGUGGCCAUCAUAGAGAAUUUCCUCUCAGUGCAGUUUCACAGUAGUCGUUUUUGACAGGACUGCAGCUGGAACGAAAGGGUUAAACCCCCACCUCCCCACUUUCUGUGAUCGUGAUAACUAUCGGUACCCCCCCCCUUACCUGGCUACUGUUCAGGCACUUGAACAAACCAUGCAUGUUAAAUGCAAAGAAGCAUUUAACAUAUAGGUCUAGUUUGGCCUAGAGUACUUCACUCAAGAGAUACCAAUCCUUCACCAGGAGUUUCUUGUCAUUAUUUGAACUGACUGUGCUGUUCUUGAUCUAUUAAAGAGAAUUUCCCCAUUUUUACAUUUUUAUUAACACUAAUUGUGUGCAUAUCCACUUACACGCCGAUGCCCUAAAGAGUUUGUUUCUUGGUAUGCGGAGGGCCUGCGUGUGUUUCUAAUGCCGCAUAGUCUUCAUUUCUUCACUACCCCACUGAGAUAUUUCAAGGGACAUGCUCCUCUUUUAAGUAUCCCCUGAGGAUGGAAGUAGGCGCGGCUGUCUUUGUGCAUCUUCAGCGCGAUGUUUUGUGCUUUUUUAAUGAAUUCACCUGACCCCCAGAUGAAGGAAACAGAAAUAUUAUCAUUGAGGUAUCCUAGAAACACAGGGAGACUUCUUGCCCAUCCAGCCCAGAACUGCCCAGUCUCUCUGGCAGCAGCUCUCUGGGGCCCCAGCAUCAGCUGCCUGGUCAUUCUGUAAGGUGAUGCUGAUGGUUGCACCAGCGGCUUUCCACAUGCAAAGCAGGUGGGCUGCCACUGAGCUUCGCCCCCUGCCCUAAAGGGGCUUCAGUAGAAGAUGGAGGGAACUCUUCAGAACGAGCAGCUGCUGGUGCCAAACUGAUGCUCCACAGCCCUUCGAGUCAGUUUGUCAGGGGCUUCCCCAAAGACGACCCACAAACUGUACUUCUGUGAGAGUGCAGGGAAUUCUCCCAGCAUAGCACGUGGUGCCAUUCUGGGGAGGAUGCGAGCCUGGCAGAGAGCUGGCUGUCAAGAGUCUUUGACCACCUGGAAGUGGCUGGUGUCUUGGCCAAGGAUGCCAGUCCUGUACAAGCCACAAGAGCCUGCUUCGUAUUCACGUGGAGAUGGCAGGAGGCCAAACACAAGGCUUGGACAACAGCCCUUACUCCCCCCCCCAAAAACCCACUUAGUUUAUAAGUAGGGGUCAAGAGAAGUCAUAUCUGGAGAUACUUUGUCUUUUGCACAAAGAUAAGAGGUUGGGGGGUGCCUUCUCCCUCAUUCCUAGUGCUUCAGGUUUAUAGGGAGCAAUUGUCCCCAUGCAGACCUUGCCUGGCUGCCUGAAGAUAUGCUCAGGAGCCCAUCUUGUUGAACAUCAACAGUUGUCCAGACUGGGUUGCCUCAACUCUCCUGCUGCCAGGCUCAAGUCCACUCUCUUUCAGAUCUGAGAUCCCAUCCUUAACAUUGAUUAUCCUGGCUGAGGACAGGAAGCUCUGGGACCACACACCACUCCAUCCCAGCCUCUGGUUUGGGGGGCGUUUUUUCCCCUGUGCAGAAGGCAGUGAUGUUUCUUCCAUCUUUCUGAAUUACUAUAGCAAUAUCUGCUAUAUCUUUAGCGGGACUGAGGCCAGAGGAAAAUCUUUACUACAUUGAGGUUGAGCUAUUUAGCUCUAACUGGAAGUGUAGGGAGCUGUUCCACACCAUAAAGAGCUACAAAAUUUGGCCUAACAAUCUCUUCCCAGUUUCUUGUUUGCACUGUUGCAUUGGUACUGGCCUCCAUAGCUCUCCUAGUCUGCCUCUUGGGUAGAGGGAGCAGCCCUCCAC
Rhineura floridana is the source of this 4594-nucleotide messenger RNA. RefSeq names its product NALCN channel auxiliary factor 2 (gene NALF2). Bases 653 to 1981 code for a protein of 442 amino acids. The transcript is spliced from 3 exons. NCBI's taxonomy places the organism in Eukaryota, Metazoa, Chordata, Lepidosauria, Squamata, Rhineuridae. The record is from RefSeq and is a predicted model, not a curated record. Gene Ontology annotation, biological process: calcium ion import across plasma membrane. Gene Ontology annotation, molecular function: stretch-activated, monoatomic cation-selective, calcium channel activity. Gene Ontology annotation, cellular component: plasma membrane.